Messenger RNA from Acanthoscelides obtectus, 814 nucleotides. NCBI's taxonomy places the organism in Eukaryota, Metazoa, Arthropoda, Insecta, Coleoptera, Chrysomelidae. The record is from the annotation of a GenBank genome assembly.
AGAAAAUGUUUUAGAUGCUGCCUUUGAGAAUCCUACAGCUGGGGUUAGGAAUGUAGCUCGAGAAUUUUAAUUUUACAAAUGCAAGACCCGCACCAAAGACAAGUACCGCGUGGUAUACACUGAUCACCAACGCAUCGAACUGGAGAAAGAGUUCACCUUUAACAACAAAUACAUCACGAUUCGUCGCAAGUCGGAGCUGGCGACUAACCUAGGACUCUCCGAACGCCAAAUCAAAAUUUGGUUCCAAAAUCGGAGGGCCAAGGAACGGAAGCAGAACAAGAAGAGAGCUGAAGAAAAGAACCAAAUCGAUAUUGUCAGCAGUGGUACCAACGGGGUCAUGAACGGGGUGAACGGGUACCAUCAUCAGAUGGAGCACCAGGUACAUGGACACAUCAACUGUCACAAACCACCCAAUGAAAAUCGAAAAUGCAGACACGGGAGAGCAGUUAGGUUAGGAAUAAAGGGGGUGAGGGGAAAGGGAAGUUCGGGGAUUGGCUGUGUUUUCUGUUUUGUCAAGAGAUUCAUCGAGUUGAUAGUUAUAUGUGACAGUGAAGUCUAUCGUCUGUCUCCGAUCGGAAGUGAAACAUCAAUUUUAUCAACAAAUUUGAAUACGAGAGGUGACGACAACCGUCAAGGAUCGAAUUACGUACCUAUCUGCGGUUACAUAACAAAGGAAAGUUGGAGUUCUACUGCUAAAUUGACAACACUGCUCCAUCCGAAACAAUUGGUCUAUAGAAGUCGUCACCUUUGGAAGACAGAGAAACAGAACGUAUUUUUAGAAACUGGUCAACAUCUCUGUUGUACAAAUUUUUAA